AUGUCGGCCUUGGAGGGUGAUGCUGUUACUAACACAUCAUCAGCUGUGGAUCUUUUCAAGCCAUCCAAGCAAGUUACAAGCACACCACGGUCACCACCAAAGUUGCUUCAAGGAAUGGCUAUGCAUAAAGCCAUGCAGCACGUGUACGGCUUACCGUCACAGAAGCCUACUACUACAGCAAGAACAUCAUUAGCAUUGUCAUCAUCACCACCUGCAUCUGCAUCUUUGGCAUCAUCAUCAUCAUCAUCAUCAUCAUCAUCAUCUGCAUUGGCAUCCACAUCAUCUGCAUCGGCAUCUUCAUCAUCAUCUGCAUCAUCCGCAUCAUCAUCCUUAGACGAGCUUUGUGAAGCUCUCGAGAAGCUCGAUAUCUAUGAGCCGGACACGGAUGUGCCAGAUGCUCUUCCUGGCACUCCUGAACAAUUACGAGAGAUCGUAGAGAAUGAGGACGCAGAUGCCUCAGAGCAAGCACCAGUCAUUGAAGACAUGCAAGAUACAACCAUGGCAUCACCAUCACCAUCGCCACCAUCAGUGCCAUUGCCAUUGCCAUUGCCACCACCACCACCACCACCACCACAAGAACCACCGAUCAUGUAUACCCAAGUGGUGCCACAACCAAUCACCAUCCAUCCGGAGGCCACACCGGAAGUAGUAGUAGCAGCAGUAGUCGCAGCAGCAGCAUCACCAGCACCAGCGGCAUCAGCAAUACCUGUUGCAUCCAGCACAGGUAGCAGCAAUAACCGAUCACGGUUAGAGAUCCGAAGGCCAGUUAUUCGGCCUCGAAGUCGCCUUCGAUGGCAUAGACAAAGUGGGAAUCCACCACCCCCACUUCCAAGACCGCCACCAUCACCACCAAGGCCACCAAUACCAUCAUCACCGCCACCACAACCACCAACACCACCCGCUUCCACAUCCUCGGCCAUGAAACAAGAGGAUAGAGCAAGGCCAAUUGCAUGUCCAAAAAGGCGCGUCAAAAGGCCGGAGUUGGUGUCACCACCACCACCACCAUCAUCAUCAACAGCAUUACCAUCAUCAUCAUCAAGAAUACCAUCACCUAUACCACCGUCAAUACCAUCAUCAAUACCACCAUCAAUACCAUCAUCAAUACCAUCAUCAUCAUCAUCCACAUUGCCUUCUUCGGAAGCAGAGCCUGCACCACCAUCAUCAAUUUUGGUUGAAUAUGCUGAACAAGCAGAUUCAUUCAUGGGCGGAGACGACAUCUUGGCAGAGAUCAUAGGGACCGAUUUCGAUCCCUAUGAUGUAGCAGUCUUCAAUGAAGACGUAUAG
Messenger RNA from Lichtheimia ornata, 1284 nucleotides. RefSeq lists its product as uncharacterized. The transcript has 4 exons. NCBI's taxonomy places the organism in Eukaryota, Fungi, Mucoromycota, Mucoromycetes, Mucorales, Lichtheimiaceae. Bases 1 to 1284 code for a protein of 427 amino acids. The record is from RefSeq and is a predicted model, not a curated record.